Gaeumannomyces tritici R3-111a-1 is the source of this 399-nucleotide messenger RNA. RefSeq lists its product as hypothetical. The record is from RefSeq and is a predicted model, not a curated record. Bases 1 to 399 code for a protein of 132 amino acids. NCBI's taxonomy places the organism in Eukaryota, Fungi, Ascomycota, Sordariomycetes, Magnaporthales, Magnaporthaceae. The transcript has 3 exons.
AUGUCUGGUACUGGGACCAGCAGGUGUCCUACCUGGGAUGCAUACACGCAGGUAACUGUCGGAGCAGAGGGGGAAAAGACAGGCCCCUUGCGAGUCACCACUCGCCAGCCUCUGCCUGAUUGCUCGUGCGGCGGUGGCAGUGCCCUUGGGGUGUGCUCUCCCUGGCCCGUCAACGACGCAUCCAAGCGCACGCCUCAGGUUGGCGGGUCUCCUGUUGUCCCCUUGUCGCUUGCCUGCUCCAGUCUCUCCCCCGGACCGCUCGGCAGCUCGGCAAAGGAAUCGCAGCAGAGCCUCGACAAAGCCCACAACGCAAAAGCUACCACCAUUUGCCGUCCGCCUCCACACUCGCAGCUGUCGAUCAUGACCCAUGAUUUAUGCCCGCGGGAUCAGGCUGCUUGA